This is a messenger RNA of Diaporthe citri, 2112 nucleotides long. RefSeq lists its product as uncharacterized. The transcript has 5 exons. Bases 1 to 2112 code for a protein of 703 amino acids. The record is from RefSeq and is a predicted model, not a curated record. Gene Ontology annotation, biological process: protein N-linked glycosylation; fructose 6-phosphate metabolic process; UDP-N-acetylglucosamine metabolic process. NCBI's taxonomy places the organism in Eukaryota, Fungi, Ascomycota, Sordariomycetes, Diaporthales, Diaporthaceae. Gene Ontology annotation, molecular function: carbohydrate derivative binding; L-glutamine:D-fructose-6-phosphate transaminase (isomerizing) activity.
AUGUGUGGCAUCUUCGGCUACGUCAACUACCUGGUGGAGAAGGACAGGAAGUUCAUUGUUGACACACUCAUCAAUGGUCUCUCCCGUCUCGAGUACCGAGGAUACGACUCGGCUGGCCUGGCCGUCGAUGGCGACAAGAAGAACGAGGUCUACGCCUUCAAGGAGGUCGGCAAGGUCGCCAAGCUGAGGGAGCUCGUUGACCAGGAGAAGCCAGACCCCACAAAGAUCUUCGACUCACACGCCGGCAUUGCCCACACUCGAUGGGCAACCCACGGCCCUCCGUCCCGCCUGAACUGCCACCCUCACAGGUCUGACCCCACCUGGGAGUUCUCCGUCGUCCACAAUGGUAUCAUCACAAACUACAAGGAGCUUAAGACUCUCCUCCAGGCCAAGGGCCACAAGUUCGAGACCGAGACCGACACCGAGUGCAUCGCCAAGCUCGCAAAGUACAUCUACGAGAAGCACCCUAACCUGGGCUUCGUUGACCUGGCCAAGGCCGUCAUCUCGGAGCUCGAGGGUGCCUACGGUCUGCUCAUCAAGUCCAUCCACUACCCCCACGAGGUCGUGGCCGCCCGCAAGGGUUCCCCUCUCGUGAUCGGCGUCAAGACGCAGCGCCGCAUGAAGGUCGACUUCGUCGAUGUCGAGUACGCCGACGAGCACGCCGCCCUCCCGGCCGAGACCGCCUCGCAGAAUGCCGCCAUGAAGAAGAGCUCCAAGUCCUCCGAUGGCCUCCUGGCUCCCACCCUGCUCGGCGCCGCCGACAAGUCCCUGCUUCACCGCUCGCAGUCUCGGGCCUUCAUGACCGAUGACGGCAUGCCCAUGCCCGCCGAGUUCUUCCUCUCCUCCGACCCCUCGGCCAUUGUCGAGCACACCAAAAAGGUUAUGUACCUGGAGGAUGACGACAUUGCCCACAUCCACGAGGGCUCCCUCAACAUCCACCGCCUGAAGAAGGCCGAUGGCAGCAGCAACGUGCGCACCAUCCAGACCCUGGAGCUCGAGCUGCAGGAGAUCAUGAAGGGCAAGUUCGACCACUUCAUGCAGAAGGAGAUCUUCGAGCAGCCCGAGUCUGUCGUCAACACCAUGCGUGGUCGUCUGGACGUCGAGAACAAGACUGUUACGCUCGGUGGUCUGCGCUCAUACAUAAGCACUAUCCGCCGCUGCCGACGUAUCAUCUUCAUCGCCUGCGGUACCUCGUACCACAGCUGCAUGGCCGUCCGUGGUGUGUUUGAGGAGCUGGCAGAGAUCCCCAUCUCGGUCGAGCUGGCGUCCGAUUUCCUGGAUAGGGAGGCUCCUGUCUUCCGUGACGACACAUGCAUCUUCGUCUCACAGUCAGGUGAGACGGCCGACUCUCUGAUGGCCCUGCGAUACUGCCUGGAGCGCGGCGCGUUGACUGUCGGUAUCGUAAACGUGGUCGGCAGCUCUAUCAGUCUGCUGACCCACUGCGGUGUGCACGUCAACGCCGGCCCUGAGAUCGGUGUCGCCUCCACCAAGGCCUACACCUCCCAGUUCAUCGCCAUGGUCAUGUUCGCCCUCUCGCUCAGCGAGGACCGCGCCAGCAAGGCGCAGCGGCGAGUCGAGAUUAUGGAGGGUCUCGGCAAGAUCUCGGAGCAGAUCUCCGAGGUGCUGAAGCAGGAUGCUACCAUCAAGGAGCUCUGCGGCAAGGUCUUCAAGGAUCAGAAGUCCUUGCUCCUGCUUGGCCGUGGCUCCCAGUUCAGCACAGCCCUCGAGGGCGCCCUCAAGAUUAAGGAGAUUAGUUAUCUCCAUUGCGAGGCCGUCAUGUCGGGUGAGCUGAAGCACGGAGUGCUGGCCCUGGUCGACGAGAACCUGCCCAUCAUCAUGAUCCUCACGCGCGACAACAUCUUCAAGAAGAGCUUGAACGCCUACCAGCAAGUUGUCUCACGUGGUGGCAAGCCUAUUGUUAUCUGCAACAACGGCGAUAGCGAAUUCAGCAGCAGCCAGGCCCAGACGAUCGAGAUCCCCAAGACAGUCGACGUCCUGCAGGGUCUCCUCAACGUCAUUCCUCUGCAGCUGAUUGCCUACUGGUUGGCGGUCAUGGAGGGUCUCAACGUUGACUUCCCCCGUAACCUGGCCAAGUCGGUGACUGUCGAGUAA